GCAGGUGUCGCCAAAGCGUUGUGUAGAGCCCGGCUGUCAGCAGCAUGUACUGUACAGUAGGACAGCUGGGCUUUAUUUUGCUUCCCAGACUGGAAACCACUGUAGUGCAGUUGGACUUGACGUCUAGCAACACAACAUCAGACUUUAAAAAAGCAGACCCGGUGGCUUUGCAAGUUAGCGGCUGCAUUCACAGUGCCUCCUCACAUGCCAGCACUCUUCUGUAUGCCGGUGGACUCUGAUUUAAUUGGGUUUCCAUCUGAGCCGAAAGAGAAAAGACCUCUGUGUUCUCUGCUCUGACUUGGAAGUCCUACAGCUGGAUAAAUCCAAAGAUAAGACAGGAGACCAGGAGUUGUCCUUAAAUGACCAGAGAACAAACAUCCACCUGGAGCCAUGUUUUCCACUGCCUGCCAGUCAUGGUGCCAGUGUGAGAGUGCCCGAGUAGCCCCUGCUGAGCUUGGGACUGCAGCAACAGGACAAAACACAUAAGAGGAAGAAAAAUACAAAGGGGGAGUAAGCCGGCAAAAGAGCAAGGAGAAUCAGAGGAGACGGCAUGUUGGUUAAAGUUGAGUUAAAAGGCAAGCCCGACUCUAGAGGAGAGACGUAUUGAUUCAACCUCUCAGCUCACAGAAGGUAAAGAGGCAGAGUUGCUCAUCCGUAGGUUGAAAGGUUGACAGACAGCCAAGAAUUCAGGGUAUUGGUCAUGACUGCGGGCCUGCUGCUGGGAGGAUAGAGAUCAGAUUAACAGCAUCUACAACACAGCCUCCAUCCUCAUCUAACCCCACCUCCAAACAACCCGUCGAUCUCUCUCCCCCUCAGCCAUCACUGUAGUCCACAAAGUCCACUGUGACAAGAGAGCUGAACCCUCAUACGGGCUAGUUUACCAGGCUGCAGCAUCCUGUGAGAACAAAGAGUGACCUCACGAGCUGUCGCUGAAGCAGGGAAGAGACACUCACCCGCCGCGGGGCUUCAGAGACGGCGGCCUUUUAACCAAGCACAUGGGCUGUUGAUGAAAAAAGAUGGCAGUGAGACUGACAGGCGCCACCCCUUCCUCUCGGCCACCCUCCCUCCCCCAGCGGCCGUGGCUCGGACCGGUUAAGGUUGGUCUGUUGGCAUCCAUCGCAGCAUCUGCAGCAGCUGGCAGAGCGUGGGAAGGAGCAGUAUGCAGGAAACUGAUGUACCGGCCACGAAUGCCUUCAAAGAGUGCAAAUUCCACUGCACCAAUGGGAAUUGCUUGCGUCUGGGCUCGCUGAUCUGCAACCAGCUGAAUAACUGUGGGGACAACAGCGAUGAGGAGAACUGCCCUGUGGUCACCCAACACCCUCCGCCGGGCAUCUUCAACUCUGAACUGGAGUUUGUUCAGAUCAUCAUCAUCAUCGUUGUGAUGACUGUGAUGGUGGUGGUGAUCAUCUGCCUGCUCAACCACUACAAGCUCUCCACCUGGUCUUUCAUAACGAGGCAGAGCCAGGCCCGCAGGCAUGACCAUGCCCUACAACAGGACGGGUGCCUGUGGCCUUCAGACAGCGGCUCUCGGCAAGGUGCCUCAGAGGUGUUAUAUGCUCCGCAGGCGAGGGAUCGCUUCACCGCUCCCUCCUUCAUGCAGCGUGACCGCUUCAGCCGCUUCCAGCCCACCUACCCCUACCUGCAGCAUCAGAUUGACCUGCCGCCCACCAUUUCUCUGUCGGACGGGGAGGAACCACCGCCGUACCAGGGACCCUGCACCCUCCAGCUCCGUGACCCUGAGCAGCAGAUGGAGCUGAACCGCGAGUCGGUGAGGGCACCGCCCAACCGGACCAUCUACGACAGUGACUUGAUCGACAUGGGAGGAGGCGGGAGUCUAGGAGGGGUAGGGGGAGGAGGGGCGGGGAUGGGGGGCGGCGGCCCGAGGCCGCCCAGCAGUAACUCGGGCAUCAGUGCCGCCAACUCCAGCAGCCACGGGCGUAUGGAGGGCCCCCCGCCAGCAUACAGCGAGGUGAUAGGCCACUACCCUGGCUCAGCAUUCUUUCUACACCAGCACAGCAAUAACCAGAGGGUGGGGAGGCCGGGGGGGCUAGGGAGCAGGACGAUCCAGCAGCAGAGCCAAUCAGAAAGCACAAUUGUACCUGCCAAGGCCAAGGACGGCCAACCAGAGGACUUGGUGUGAAGAAACAGGGAGGGGAGAGGUAGGGCCACCCACCCCAGACUGAGAACUGUGUCUCUCGUUCACCCCAGACCUCUUGUAAGCCGGGGUCUCUCUUAUCGCUCUGUCUCUCACGUCCUCUCUCCACACUCCCAUGCACAAACACACCAACCUUAGCUACAGAAACGAGCAAAGAGAGGAACCAACAACUGAUUUCAUUUCAUCCACGCGCUAGCACUGCUGGGACAGGAUGUACGCACUGUGUCCAGACUUUUUUUUUCCUCCUUAUUUUAAGAAAGAACCACACUGCUAGCACAGAUUGAAACAGUUUUCUCUUUCACCCCCCCCCCCCCACUCCCCUGGUGGUGAUACCACUGUCCCCAGGAACUGAGGAGGAUCAGUUUUGGGUUUUUUUUUUCUGUUUUUUUUUUUCUUCUUUCUUCAUUGUUUUUCUGUUUUUGGACCGGGAUCUGUGCACAAAGCGAGAACUGAGAAUCAAGGACUUUACAGAGAACACAACGAAACAAGAGACUCACAAACCCAAAUCUUAGUGCCAAGGUUCACAAGGAAGCAAAACAAAGCGGGGGGAAUGACUUGUUUUAACAUUGAAACCACAAAAGAAACGUUAUCUCAAAGUUGCACUAUCUUUUUGUUGUAAAAGAGAAGAGGGAAAUGAUGUUAUGUUAUAACAGUGAUGUUUUUAAUUUCCUGUUUUGUUUGUUUGUUUGUUUUUUGGCCUUUUUGUGAAUGGACUGAUUGACUGAACUUUGGCUCCAAAGUUGUUUUAAACAGUUGGGAGCAAAAACAAAAAAUCAAAACAAAAAACCCAACAACAACAACAAAAAAACAACAAAAAAACAAACAAGUAUUAUAAGCUUAUGUCCUUCCUUUUAUGAAAACCGCAAGAAAUCCUUGUACCCAGCCUAAACAUCUCUGUCUGCUUACACCACAGGCACAGUGAGACUUAGUAAGAGAAUAACCUGUACUGCUUCAUGUCUGCGUUCACAUCAUGGGGAGAGGUGGGGGUAAUCUGCCUCAUGAGCAGCUGCUGGAUUGAUGGCGUGUUAUAACAAACCACCAGAGGAAGUGAGCAAAGAUUAGAGUCCUAAACACAGCUUGGCUGGAUUCAGUGGGAUCCAGGCUCAGGUUUGUGAGAUAUCAGCCCAGCUGCUUUGAUAUCAAGUUAAAAAAAGCCCUCAGCCUCUGUCUAGCAGCGUGGUCAGAGCAGAUUCUUCUCAUUUCAAAUCUACCCCGUCUGCUGAGCACCUGAUGUUUCCUCUCACCCCCCUUCCCUGCAUCCAGGUCCACCGCCCUUCCCCAAAUGCUCGUCUCAGACAUCUUGCACAGUGCAUUCUGCCAACAGCCACCACACUGAACUGGAACCCACACAGAAAAACGCAAAAUAUGCGAAGAAGAAGAAGGAGGGGGGAAAAAAGAAGGCUCGGCUCUCCAUCUUCACGUUUCUAAAGCCACAAAAGAAUGACACAAAGUGAAGAUUCCUGUCUGCGUCUGUCAGCACAGAGAUCAGGUUUUUAAAGGAAAACUGUCUGUGGUCAAAGUCAAAGGGCUAUGGGAGGCUCCUUUUUGUAAAAGAAACACAGAAAAAAACCUUUUUGAAAAUCUAGCCUUUUUCUCUGCUCAUCGUUGCCUUCUCCUCUGCUCUUGCGCUUUAUCUGUCUCUCUUUCCUGUUUGCGCCAGUCCCCCUCCCCCCUUUUCUAACAGUGCGUCUCCGGUAAACACUGUUCAUCAUCACUCCUUCCAUCCAUCCGUGUGCAGAAAAAGUGCGAUCAAAUGAUGCAGAGUCCGCCGAGCCCUUUAAAGUGGAGACUGGAGUGGAGUCCUCAUUCGGCAGCGAGCUGGUGCAGCCCUCUCCUCACUGUAUAAGUGUGUACACGUGUGCGUUUGUUGGUCAGACCUUUUAACAACACAGAAAAGCACUUAAUGCUCCUGCAGGAGUUUUGUGUGUGUGUGUGUGUGUGUGUGUGUGUGUGUGUGUGUGAUUGUAACUGAAUGAUUUAUUAACUGACUCCUUUGAGUUUAAACAUUCAAGGACAUAUUACUUCUUUAACACAGCUUCAGUUCAGCUUUCAUUGGAAUACAGUCGAGUGUCUUUCUUAAAAAGACAGAAAUGCUCCUUGUUUGAUUGUCACAGUGCAGAGGUGACAUCACAGUGAGCCUCAGGAAAAGCCCAGCUGUGAUGAUGAUGAUGUGAGUCUGUUCCAUACUACGUACUGGUUCCAGGCAUGCUAGCAGUACAGCCUCAGCACGUCGGCGUGCACGGGGGACAUGCUUGUUUUCUUAGUGAAGUACAGUCUUUAUAGUUAAAUCCUUGAAAAACAAAAGCUCUGCUUUCGUUGUAGGAUCAGAGGACAAGGCUGUAUGAAUUUGAUGUUUUUCCUACUCUCAGCAAAUCUCAUGAAAAGUGUCUAAAUGCUUUGACCUCCUCACCCCGUCUGUAGCACUCAGCACCAGUUCCAUUCAUUUCUGCUGAAGAGACAAUAUUUAAAAGAUGCAUUUGGCUCAAGGUUAAAUUAGUGUGUUUCUUGUUAAUGCCAAAAUCCAUCGUCGAAGAGCAAUCUCUUUCACAGUCCACUGUUGUCACGAUUUUAAAGCUCUGUACGUGGGAGUCAUUAUGACAGGUCUGUUAGUGAACCUUUUAAAAAAAAAAAAAAAAAAAAAAAAAA
Molecule: messenger RNA, 4801 nt
Organism: Oreochromis niloticus (Nile tilapia)
Lineage: Eukaryota; Metazoa; Chordata; Actinopteri; Cichliformes; Cichlidae
Gene: ldlrad4b
Product: low density lipoprotein receptor class A domain containing 4b
Exons: 8
Coding region: 1160-2140 (326 amino acids)
Biological process (GO): negative regulation of transforming growth factor beta receptor signaling pathway
Cellular component (GO): Golgi membrane; early endosome membrane
Molecular function (GO): R-SMAD binding
Source: RefSeq, a predicted model, not a curated record